AUGCUGGAAAAAUGGGUCAUCUUGCUGUUUUCGGUUCUAACGGUACUGCCAAACACGAGAGCCGAGACGCCAGAAGAUCGCUGCUUGGAGCCGGUCGAUCAGGGACCUUGUCAGGACUUUCAGAUAAAAUGGUUCUGGGAUGAGGCGGACGGCCAGUGCAAAGAGUUCCACUAUGGCGGGUGUCUGGGCACGAAAAAUCGAUUUACCACAAAGCAGGAGUGCCUGAAAAUGUGCCGCUACAAGCUGUUCAACCCGGUGGCCGUGCCCGAUUUAUGCCUUCUCGAGGUGGACCACGGCCAUUGUCCCGACGACCGGAAAGGGCAGUGGUGG
Messenger RNA from Mesorhabditis spiculigera, 330 nucleotides. The record is from the annotation of a GenBank genome assembly. NCBI's taxonomy places the organism in Eukaryota, Metazoa, Nematoda, Chromadorea, Rhabditida, Rhabditidae.